Molecule: messenger RNA, 1967 nt
Organism: Aphanomyces astaci
Lineage: Eukaryota; Oomycota; Saprolegniomycetes; Saprolegniales; Verrucalvaceae
Exons: 6
Coding region: 23-1579 (518 amino acids)
Biological process (GO): translational initiation; formation of translation preinitiation complex
Molecular function (GO): translation initiation factor activity
Source: RefSeq, a predicted model, not a curated record
GGUCUGUGAAAACUUGGUCACGAUGUUCGCCAAAGCGUUCAACACGAGCGGCAAUACGCGGCUGAAGGGCAAGGAUGUGAAGAAGGUUCGGUUGGACCUGUUAAAGUCCUGUGGCAUUGAGAGCGAUGCGAGCUUCCCAUGGAACCUCCUGGCCAAGGCGGAAAUCGUCAAGAUCAAGCUGGCGGCUCCAAGCCGCACGGUGUUGUUCACGGACGCCGAUUCGAACGUGCUGGCGUUCGAUGUCCACGGAAAAGGCGACGUGGUGCCGUCGGUGUACCUACUUUGGCACGAGCCAGCGCUGCGCUCGCACUUGCCGCAGCUUGUUGUACAUUCUCCAGUGAGCCAUUUCUUGCUGCGUGGCGCAGACCCGAUGCUGCCCGGGGUGUUGAAACAAUCUCAUUCGACUGACCAUCCGUUCCUCAAGGGACAGUUGCGUGCCGUGUACGUGCACGGCAAUCCGAUGCCAUUUGCGAUCGGAGACAUGCUUGUGGACGCGGAAACCCUCGCCGUCCAGGGAUGGAAAGGCAAGGCCAUGCAACUUUUGCAUGUUGUGUUUGACGAACUCUCGAAACUGAACCCUCAGUCGCUUCUUUCGCGCAACCUUCCUGAAGGGUUCACCGACAACGAAAUCCUUCCCAUAGAAGUAGCCAGCCAAGCUACAGCAUCUGAAGUACUCGACAUCAACGCUAUUACGCUAGAGGGUGACGAAAUAGAGGAGAAGAAGCCACCGUCUACCGUCCAUGUUGGCCCGAACGAGGACGAUGCCAACGAUGAAGAAGAAGGUGAAAGCGUCAGGUCCCAAGCCGACCUAGAUGACCUUCUCGAGCGAAGUUUCUACCAAGCCAUGAAAGUGGUCAAGCCCAGCGACGCGCCCAUGCUCGCCAGUCGGUUUUACGCGUCGCUGGUGCUGCCAUGUCGUCCCGUCGGCACGGCCAUCAACGUCAAGGGCACCUCGUACAAGAAGAUUUCGACGUUUCUCAAAGACAUGGCGUCCCGAGGCGUGGUCGACGUGACUGAGCACGACGGCGUCCAAACCAUCACGUUGUUUCGAAAGACCCAUCCGGACGUGAGUCGCCACCAGCUCCAUCGCUCGGAAAUGAACGUCGCCGUCGACUUGGAGGCUGAAGCGACGGCGGGUAUGUUUGUUCCUGGCAAGUAUGCCCCCGAAGUGGUGCAGCUGUACCGGUUGACGCAGCAAACGCAGCUGUUGGGGGCGGACACCAAGGCGACGGCGCUCCACUUGGCCGAUGUCCGGGCCCUGUUGAAUGAGUACAUUGCCACGAACGGACUGGUACACCCACGGGAGCCCCAAUAUGUCCAAUUGGACAUGAUCUUGACCGAUGCCUUGUAUCCAGGAAAGAAGAAACCGGCGGCGGGGUACCCAGACAAGUUAUUGCGCCAAGACGUGCUCCAGCUCUUGGUGUCACGCCUUCGGGUUUGUAAAUCCUCCAAUCGCCCUUGUCCUUUAGUUGUGAAAACUGAAGUUAAUGAGCAUUGGGUAGCCCUACCAUUCGAUUCAACUGUACCCAGAGCAGCCGGUGGUGCCCGUGGUGGGGGAAUAUCGACCGAUUCGCAUUAAGACGGAGCUGACCAAACGCCAAAAACCAGUGACGAUCGUGGCCAACAUUGAGCAAUUUGGCCUCGACCCCGAUGCGUUUUUAAAAGACGCCCAAAAGAAGUGGGCCUGCAGCGCCACGAUCGUUCUUCACGGCAAAGACGUCGAGGUGCAUAUCCAAGGCAACUUGGGCCAAGAUGUCGUCCAGUACCUCGGCACCCAGUACAAGAUUGCGUCUAAGUUGUGCAGCGUCGAGUGGGGCAAGGGCUGCCAAAAGCCCAAAAAGUAAUCCACAGGAAAAACAACACCAUGGACUCUAUUAAUCUCGAUCGAUCACGCCCUUGCUGUUCAAGACGGCGUACUCCAACUGCUUGGCCAAGACCGCUUUCGUCGAGUAUGCUGGUAAAUGGAG